Molecule: messenger RNA, 1446 nt
Organism: Sporothrix brasiliensis 5110
Lineage: Eukaryota; Fungi; Ascomycota; Sordariomycetes; Ophiostomatales; Ophiostomataceae
Product: cop9 signalosome subunit 6
Exons: 2
Coding region: 1-1446 (481 amino acids)
Biological process (GO): protein deneddylation
Cellular component (GO): COP9 signalosome
Molecular function (GO): protein binding; metallopeptidase activity
Source: RefSeq, a predicted model, not a curated record
AUGGUGGCCUCUACCGCCCCGGCCAACCCGUUCCUCUCAACCGUCAAGGCCGCCGACGCCGUCCCUGCCGUCCUCCAUCCCCUCGUCCUCCUCUCCAUCUCCGACCAUAUCACCCGCCAUACUCUGCGGAAGCAGCCUGGCCCUGUCGUCGGUGCACUGCUGGGCCAGCAGAAUGGCCGUCAAGUCACAAUCGAGCACACAUUUGACUUUGUUGUCAGCAAGAACGAUGGGGGCGACGCGAGUUUCAGCGCCGUCUGGUUCAACGACCGCGUCGAGCAGAUGAAAACUGUCCAUAAGGAUCGGCACCUCGACCUCGUCGGCUGGUACACGGUGCUUGGCCAUUCGGGCCCGACGGCCCAAGUCAUGCAGGUCCACGAGCAGAUUCUGCCGUUGUGCAGCGAGUCCACCGCCGCUGUGCUGCUGGCUUUCCACCCCGAAGACCUUGCCGAGCCGUCUGUAGGCGGCAAACUGCCUCUGACACUCUACGAGACGCACUACGAGCAAGACGAGACGAUCAGCGGGCAGGAAGACGACAACGAGGACAAGGAAAUGGCCGAUGCAUCCACGGCCAAGGCAUCGACGGCGCCCCAGCUUGCCAUUAAGCUGCGCGAGAUUACGUACACGGUUGAGACCGACGAGGCCGAGAUGAUCAGCAUCGACUUUGUGGCGCGUGGUGCGGCCAACGCCUCAGCGACUAGGGAUGCUUCUGCUUCUGCUUCUACUGCUGCUACUGCUACAUCCGCCGCCGAAGACUCGAGCAAAGACGCUGCCUCCAGUUCCUCGAGUCCCAACAACAACCGCGACCGGGCCGUUGCCAUAGAGUCAGGAAACCGCGGAAAGAGGCGCCUUGUGGCGGCCCCCGGCACACCGUCGCUGACACCGACAUCGUCCUCCUUGAACGAGCCACAGGCGCCGGCACCAGGAGCAACAGCAGCGAGCGCUGCAACCAACGACAGCAACCUGUCCCCCGAGGAAGAAGAGCUGAUCGCCACAUUGACGACUCGUGCCAACGCCAUCCGCAUGCUGCAUGCACGUCUGGAGCUGCUGACCAAUUACCUCGCCAGCCUGCCGCAGGACGCAUUGUCACGGGCCGGCGCCGGUGCCAAGGCGGUGAGUGAGGAUCCCAACGCGGCGGGCGUGUCACUCCCCAUCUUGCGGUCGAUCCAGGCCCUCGUGCAGCGGCUGCCGCUCGUCGUGCCCCCGCCGGUGGCGGGCGCCUUUGAAGAGGAACGUCGGCGCGAGGCCAACGACGUGCGCCUGGUGUCGCUGCUGCUGGACGACAUGAUGCAGAGCAUUGCCUCGGCGCGGCAGGUGGGCGACAAGUUUGGCGUCGUGGAGACCGCACGUGCGUCCUCACGGCAGCAGAACAGGCUGGCCGGCCAGCCCACAGACUUUUCUGCGAGAGGAGGUGGUGCUGGGUCGGGCUCCCUGGACGCGCUGUUGUGA